UUUUAAAUUUUGAGGAGUGAGUUUUGAAAUUGCACCAAACUUUGAGAGCGUAUUUUCGUCAGCAGAGCAUAUAGCAUAUUCUUAGGGCACGCUUUAGUAUUGAAAAAAAAAAACAGACAAUCAAAGCCGGCUUCGUCUGUUGAUUUACGCGAAACUCUGCGGUUUCUAUUCUCUUUGAAGAUGCAUUCCAGUCACUUGCUUCUCGAAGAGCCGAUUCGGAUGGCUUCAAUCUUGGAGCCAUCCAAGGCCAGUUUCUUCCCUGCGAUGACGAAGAUUGUCGGAACACUUGGCCCUAAAUCUCGAUCUGUUGAUGUUAUAUCCGGUUGCCUCAAAGCUGGAAUGUCCGUGGCUAGGUUUGAUUUUUCAUGGGGUAACCCUGAGUACCAUCAAGAGACUUUGGAGAAUCUGAAGGCUGCUAUCAAGAGCACGAAGAAGCUUUGUGCUGUUAUGCUAGACACUGUGGGUGCGGAGUUGCAGGUUGUUAAUAAAAGUGAGAAAGCUAUUUCACUCAAGUCAGAUGCUUCUGUUGUUCUUACUCCUGAUCAAGGACAGGAAGCCUCUUCAGAACUGUUGCCCAUCAAUUUCAAUGGACUUUCUAAGGCAGUUAAGAAGGGAGACACCAUUUUCAUUGGUCAAUACUUGUUCACUGGAAGUGAGACUACCUCUGUAUGGCUGGAGGUUUCUGAAGUGAUGGGGGAUGAUGUAGUUUGUGUGAUAAAGAACUCUGCAACUUUGGCUGGUUCUUUAUUCACUUUGCAUGCCUCUCAAAUUCGUAUUGAAUUGCCAACCCUCUCUGAUAAAGAUAAGGAGGUUAUUAGUACUUGGGGAGUUCAAAACAAAAUUGACUUCUUAUCCUUGUCAUAUACUCGUCAUGCAGAAGAUGUGCGCCAGGCUAGGGAGUAUCUUUCAAAGUUGGGUGACCUCUAUCAAACUCAAAUUUUUGCUAAGAUUGAAAAUGUAGAGGGUCUGACUCAUUUUGAUGAGAUCCUUCAAGAAGCGGAUGGUAUUAUUCUUUCGCGUGGAAAUUUGGGUAUAGAUCUCCCACCUGAGAAGGUGUUCUUAUUUCAAAAAGCGGCUCUUUACAAGUGUAACAUGGCUGGAAAGCCUGCAGUUGUUACUCGUGUUGUGGACAGUAUGACUGACAACCUAAGACCUACUCGUGCAGAAGCCACUGAUGUUGCAAAUGCAGUUUUGGAUGGGAGUGAUGCAAUUCUUCUUGGUGCUGAGACUCUGCGUGGCUUGUACCCUGUUGAAACUAUCUCAAUUGUUGGUAAAAUUUGUGCUGAGGCAGAGAAGGUUUUCAAUCAAGACCUAUAUUUCAAGAAGACUGUUAAAUAUGUUGGAGAGCCAAUGACACACUUAGAAUCUAUUGCUUCCUCAGCGGUAAGGGCAGCCAUUAAGGUCAAGGCAUCUGUUAUUGUAUGCUUCACAUCAUCAGGAAGAGCUGCAAGGUUGAUUGCUAAGUAUAGGCCAACAAUGCCAGUUCUUUCAGUUGUUAUUCCCCGGCUUAAAACAAAUCAACUAAAAUGGAGCUUUAGUGGAGCCUUUGAGGCAAGGCAAUCUCUCAUUGUGAGAGGCCUCUUCCCCAUGCUUGCUGAUCCACGACAUCCAGCUGAGUCAACAAGUGCAACAAAUGAGUCUGUCUUAAAGGUUGCUCUUGAUCAUGGAAAGGCUUCUGGAGUAAUCAAAUCGCAUGACCGAGUUGUUGUUUGUCAGAAAGUUGGGGAUGCAUCUGUUGUUAAAAUCAUCGAGCUUGAAGAUUAAAAAAGGCAUUGUAGCCUCAUAAAAGGGUAUUUUUUUUUUCCUCCAAUUUUUUUGAAGUGGUGGUGGCAGACUCUAUGUUGGUGUUUCCUGUGAGGUGUAUCUCCAGGUUUUGGAGUCAAGUUUAUAAUGGAAAUGUAUUGAAAAAUAUGGUGGUUUGUAGGACAUGAAAGUCGAGGAAGAUAACUCGGCCGCUCCCCAAUAGUAGGUCGUAAGUUGUUUGCUGGUAUUUACACCAAAGCACAUGGUUUACAUGUGGGAUAAUUAUUACUUGAUUUACUAUUGCAAAGCUCAGCUUAACACCUUCUGAUGACUAA
This is a messenger RNA of Mangifera indica (mango), 2078 nucleotides long. Its product is annotated as pyruvate kinase 1, cytosolic. The record is from RefSeq and is a predicted model, not a curated record. Gene Ontology annotation, biological process: glycolytic process. The coding region runs from base 181 to 1764 and encodes 527 amino acids. NCBI's taxonomy places the organism in Eukaryota, Viridiplantae, Streptophyta, Magnoliopsida, Sapindales, Anacardiaceae. The transcript is spliced from 16 exons. Gene Ontology annotation, cellular component: cytoplasm. Gene Ontology annotation, molecular function: magnesium ion binding; pyruvate kinase activity; potassium ion binding.